This is a messenger RNA of Alternaria atra, 2211 nucleotides long. RefSeq lists its product as uncharacterized. Gene Ontology annotation, molecular function: ATP-dependent H2AZ histone chaperone activity. Gene Ontology annotation, biological process: chromatin remodeling; regulation of DNA-templated transcription. Gene Ontology annotation, cellular component: nucleus. Lineage: Eukaryota; Fungi; Ascomycota; Dothideomycetes; Pleosporales; Pleosporaceae. Bases 1 to 2211 code for a protein of 736 amino acids. The transcript has a single exon. The record is from RefSeq and is a predicted model, not a curated record.
AUGUCCGAGGAGCCAACUCAGAUAGUCAUGGAAGAUGCCCCGCCCGCGCAUCACGAUGGCGAGUCCGAGGCAUCUGAAGAUGAGAGCGACGAGGAAGCGCCCGCAGAGCUCAUGGUCAAGACCAGGGCUAGGCGAUCCAAUGCGGGCAACCGCAUGGCCAACCUGCUCGCCAAUGCUGCUGAAGAGGAGGAGGAAUGGGGUGAGGAGUGGGAGGAAGCUCCAAACGAGGAGGAGUUUCAGGGCGAUGUUAUCAAUGAGCAGGAGGACUAUAACAUGGAUUCGUCAUCAUCAGAAGAAGAUGACGAUGCUGCUGAUGACGACGACGAUGCAGGCGAGAAGGAGCUACGCAAGGCAGAGCGACAAGAGCGGAACAAGAAGCGCAAAGCCACCACGAAUCCCUUCACUGCUCGAGUCGCCGCCGUAGCACGCAAGAAAGUCAAGCUCGACGUCCCGCGCACACAGUCGCCCACGCUCGCUCCUCCCCGCCCCAAGAAGAAGUCCGAGAGGGCAUCAUGGCUGCCUACCGAAGAGGAUGGCCCGGUACGAAUGUCCAUGCGAAAACAGACGGUAGCCAACAAGGACGCCACACUAGCCAAGCUGAAGGAGAAGGAUCGGAGACGCGAUGAUACCCUAGCUAUGAUGAAGGCUGCAGAGGCGCGGAAGUUGAAGUCCAAGGAAAAGCCAUUGACGCAGGCUGAGAGGCUUGCUGAGGCUGCCCGAAAUGAGCGCAUCAACAAGAAGACACUGCACAGAUGGGAAGAGGCAGAGGAGGCUAGGGCAGCAGAGAGGCAGGCCAAGAUUGACGCCCUGAAGAACCGGCAAAUCGAUGGGCCCUUCUACCGAUACUACAGUGGGCCGGGCAUCUGGGUCGAUGAUAAGCUCAAGUAUACAGGAAAGGAUGCGCCAAGUCUGGAGCAUCUCGAAGAAAAGCUCAACAAAGAGGUCACAGCUGCGGAGGCGCCAGCCACACAGCCAGAGCCUACACACCUUCCGGUACAAGCUCCUGAAUGCCAUGCGGAUGAUGCUCAACCUUCGUUUCCUUCACUGGAUCAGUCUAGCAGCUCAUCGCAAAUGCCCUCAAUACCAGCAACUAUGCCACCACAACAAGACAAUUCGCAACAACCAUGGUCAGCAGCAGCAUCUCAAGGUGGCGACGUCUUCAUGGGCUCGUUUGGCAUGCAACACCCGAGCACCGUAAUGUUCGCACCACCGAGCCAAGAUUCGUUCCUCUUUGGUAUCGACCAAUAUGCCCAGAAUUCGCAAUCCCAGUCCAUGCAUGGUGACCAACUCCCUCCAUUCCCUUAUACGGAAGCUUCUCCCUUCCAAAGUCAAUACGCGACUUCACAAACAACCCUCUCCCAACAAUUGCAUCCCUCUCUCAGCGACCAUUCCCUAUCUCACCAGAACGGCGACUCAGCAGUAGGGCCCCAAGCCCUCCUUGCACAAUUUCAAAAACCCGCCUUACCUCCUCAACCACCACGGCGCAAAGUCAUACGUCGAGCUCUCCGCAACCUCCUAAUCCUAUCCAACUUCCCCAACCUCGACGCCCCACCAGCAUCAUCAUCGCGAGCCAGAACAGCAGCCUCACUCCUCAAGGAGAAGGAUAAGUCGGCUUUGGUACAACUCUACGCUGCGCUGUUCAACUGGACCCCUGCCGAAGCUACAGACUAUAUACAAAAGACCCUCAUUGCGCCACCAAAGCCACCACGAAAAAACGCCGCACCCAAAACUGAGCCAGAGAUUGUGCUCAAACCAGGCCAGAAGCUGUGUCCUAUUACCAACACUAUUGCCAGAUACCGCGACCCCGAGACCGGUAUCGCGUAUCGUGAUGCGCGUGCUUUUGGUGUAUUGAGAGGUGUAGUAGGGGGCGGUUUUGUGUGGAGCGGCGAUCUGGGAUGUUACGUAGGAGGCAGAGCAAAACCACUAGAGAGUAUGGGAGGAAAGGGUUUUCUGGGUAUGCCACCAGCGAAGAACGUGCCGAGACGGUUUUGGGAAAUGUCAAGUCCGUCAAAGAAGGUCAUGGCGCCACCUCCGCCUACGCCUACACCAGCGACAAAGGCGCAGAUGCCAGUCCACGAACAAGUGCAGCGUGUAGAAGGGCCAAAGUCGGCGGGGCAAACGCAAGGAGACACUAUUACUGUUGCGGCACCAUCUGUAGGUGCGUCGCAAAGUCCUGCGCCCGUUAAGACGGAGACUGGUGCUGUGUUAUGA